Diaporthe citri is the source of this 1293-nucleotide messenger RNA. RefSeq lists its product as uncharacterized. The transcript has a single exon. Lineage: Eukaryota; Fungi; Ascomycota; Sordariomycetes; Diaporthales; Diaporthaceae. The coding region runs from base 1 to 1293 and encodes 430 amino acids. The record is from RefSeq and is a predicted model, not a curated record. Gene Ontology annotation, molecular function: FAD binding.
AUGCCUGACCUGAAAGUCCUCGUAGUGGGCGCGUCCGUCGCAGGACCAACAACAGCCUACUGGCUGGCCAAAGCCGGCGCCAAAGUCACCAUCAUCGAACGGUUCCCAAGCCUGCGCACCGGCGGGCAGAACGUCGACAUCCGCAACGCCGGCGUCUCGGUGAUGCGGAAGAUGCCCGGGAUGGAAGACGCAGUGAGGGCCAAGACGACCGGGAUGGAGGGCAUCAGCUUCGUGAGGGACGACGGCCGGCCGUUCGCGACCAUCACGGCCACCGGCGACCCCAACCAGCAGUCGCUCGUGUCAGAGUACGAGAUCUUCCGCGGCGACCUGGCGCAGAUCCUGUUCGACAUGACCAAGGACAACGAGAGGAUCAACUACGUCUUUGGCGAGCAGGUCGCGUCCAUGCAGCAGGUCGACGACGGCGGGCCGGUGACGGUCGAGUUCGCGAACGGCCACCCGACAGCGCAGUACGACCUCGUCGUCGCCUGCGACGGCUCCACCUCGCGGACUCGAGCUAUGGGUUUCGGCUGCGGCGUCCGGGACCACAUCAGGUCGGUGGACUGCUGGGCGGCGUACUUCUCCGUGGAGAAAGACCUGCUUAAUGGCAGCAAGACUGGGCAGGCGUGGACAACCACGGGUGGUCGUUUCUUUGGACUCGGGCCCGAUCCCUCAGGGGUGACUCGGGUUAUCACACACUUGAUCCAUCCACGCGGAAGUAAGGAUGCGACGUUGCCGUUCAGGGAGGCAUCGAAGAAAGGGACCGAUGCGCUGAAGACGUACAUUGCCGGGGAGUUUUCCGGGGCCGGCUGGAAGACGGAGGACAUCCUCGAGGGCAUGAUGGAAUCGGACGACUUCUACGCGUCGGAGAUAGUACAGGUCAAGGUGCCCAGCCUCUACAAGGGGCGAUUCGUCCUGGUCGGUGAUGCGGGCUACGCGCCUGGUCCAACCGGAACUGGCACGAGCCUCGCUAUGGCCGGUGCUUAUGUGCUGGCUGGCGAGGUCAGCAUGUGCAAAGGCGACAUCGAGGCUGGACUCCGGGGCUACGAGGAGCGCAUGAGGCCUAUAAUUGACGACCUACAAAAGAUCCCACCCGGUAUCCCAUGGAUAUUUGCUCCGCAGACUGCCUGGGGUAUCUGGCUUCGAAACGCAGCCCUCACUGUCAUUUGCUGGGGCAUGGCUUUCAGCGGAUUCUUUUCUUGGGCGAGUGCGCUUUUCUCCAGUUCAUUUGGGGGCGACAAAUUCGGGCUACCUGAUUAUGAAUGGGCGGGUACAGGCAAGGAAGAGGAGUCAUGA